Aphanomyces astaci is the source of this 345-nucleotide messenger RNA. RefSeq lists its product as hypothetical. The transcript is spliced from 2 exons. Bases 1 to 345 code for a protein of 114 amino acids. The record is from RefSeq and is a predicted model, not a curated record. Lineage: Eukaryota; Oomycota; Saprolegniomycetes; Saprolegniales; Verrucalvaceae.
AUGCCGCCUUGCCAGACCAUGGCGAACCAAUUAAGUGGAUCGUGGGCCUGUCUUGUCGAUAUGGGGUAUAUUGGUAUCCAGCAUUCCUUGCGUGGCAUCCAUCCGAAGCGUCGGCCGGUAAAUGGCUCCCUGGACGCCAGUGACCUGGAGCGUAAUCACGCAAUCUCGUCUGAUCGCGUGAUUGUGGAGAACUCCUUCGGCAUGGUUUGCUCGCUGUGGAAGACAAAUUUCCAUCUGUCCCUCAUGCCAUUGCGCCGUGAAGACGAGGCAUUUUAUGGCCUCGUCAUGGCUCGCUACCAAAGGAUGGCCAGCGAAAAGAAGCGGAAGAAGGCAGAAGCUCAAUGA